Molecule: messenger RNA, 2211 nt
Organism: Triticum urartu
Lineage: Eukaryota; Viridiplantae; Streptophyta; Magnoliopsida; Poales; Poaceae
Gene: NOA1
Product: P-loop containing nucleoside triphosphate hydrolases superfamily protein
Molecular function (GO): GTPase activity; GTP binding
Source: RefSeq, a predicted model, not a curated record
GAGCCGAAAGCUUCGCCUUUCCCCCCUCCGCUCCGCCUCCAAUGGCGUCGGCGUGCCCGCGCCCGCUCUUCCUCUCCUUCCCCAAGUCCCCGUCACCGCCGCUCGCCGUCCCCGCCAAGCACCACCCGUCCGCCACCGCCCCCUCCUCCGUCUCCCUCUCCCUCUCCACCCGCGCGCGCGCCGCCCCUUCCAGCGCUCCGUCCCCUUCGCCGCCGCCGUCGCCGUCCACUCCCGCGGACGGGGUCGGCCCCGCCGCGCCGACGCGGGGCGACGUGUACCUGGGGCGGCAGCUCGCGGCCGCGGCCGCGGCACGCGGCCCCGCGCGCGCGCCGGAGGAAGACGCCGAGAGGCGCCGCCGCCGCAAGGAGAAGCGGAGGGCCCUCGCCAAGAAGACGCCCUCCGGCGUCGCCUGCUGCUACGGCUGCGGCGCCCCGCUGCACACCGGCGAGGCGGGGUCCCCCGGCCACGUCGAGCCCGCCACCUACGACCUGAAGAAGAGGCACAACCAGCUGAAAACCGUGCUAUGCGGGAGGUGCAAGCUGCUGUCGCACGGGCACAUGGUGACCGCCGUCGGCGGCCACGGCGGUUACCCGGGGGGCAAGCAGUUUGUUUCGGCCGAAGAGCUAAGGGAGAAGCUGUCGUACCUCCGCCACGAGAAAGCAUUGAUAGUGAAACUGGUUGACAUAGUCGACUUCAACGGAAGUUUCCUGGCACGCAUACGCGAUUUCGCCGGCGCUAAUCCCAUCGUGCUUGUGAUAACAAAGGUUGAUCUCCUUCCUAGAGACACAGAUUUGAAUUGCAUCGGCGAUUGGGUCGUGGAGUCUGUUGUUAGGAAGAAACUCAAUGUCCUUAGCGUCCAUUUGACAAGCUCAAAGUCAUUGGUCGGCAUCACUGGUGUUAUAUCAGAGAUUCAGCAGGAAAAGAAGGCCCGGGAUGUAUAUAUACUGGGUUCAGCAAAUGUUGGGAAAUCUGCGUUUAUUAGUGCUAUGCUAAAAACAAUGGCAUAUAAAGAUCCAGUGGCAGCUGCAGCUCAAAAAUACAAGCCAAUACAAUCUGCUGUUCCUGGAACAACCUUAGGUCCUAUUCAGAUUGAAGCAUUUUUAGGAGGAGGGAAAUUAUACGACACACCUGGAGUCCAUCUUCACCAUAGACAGGCAGCAGUUAUCCACGCUGAUGAUCUGCCUUCUCUUGCACCACAAAGUCGCCUAAAGGGGCGAUGUUUUCCUGCUAAUGAUACAGAUGUUGGAUUGAGCGGGAAUACGUUGUUCUGGGGGGGACUUGUCCGUAUAGAUGUUGUUAAGGCUCUUCCACGCACACGGCUAACAUUCUAUGGACCAAAGAAGCUAAGUAUUAAUAUGGUCCCCACCACAGAAGCAGAUGAAUUUUACAAGAGAGAAGUGGGAGUUACGUUGACUCCCCCAACCGGUCAGGAGAGAGCUGAAGGAUGGUGUGGGCUUCAGGGCGUUCGUGAAUUGCAGAUAAAAUAUGAAGAGCUUGAUAGGCCUGCUAGUGACAUUGCGAUAUCUGGACUCGGGUGGAUCGCGGUUGAACCACUUGGUGUGCCAUCUAGCGACCCUGAUAGUAGCAUCGAGGAAGAAAAUGGUGGCAGUGGCGAGUUGCAUUUAAGAGUACAUGUACCCAAACCAGUCGAGGUCUUCGUCCGCGCCCCACUGCCAGUCGGUAAAGCGGCGUUGCAGUGGUACCGGUACCAGGAGCUGACGGAGGUAGAAGAGGAGCUGAGACCCAAGUGGCAUUACUGAUGCUGCGGUUGCCAAAUGCCUAUUUUUGGUCUUUUGUGUAUGCUGCUGGAGCAGCUCUGCGUGAUCCAGUCACGCCCCCGACAUUAUGUUUCUUGGAUGAUCUGAUAGGGAUGGAUUCAUAGUUCUAGCUUAGGAUCAGCUGAUGAGAAUGAUUCAGGAAACCUCCAAUGAAAUGUUGGAGCCCAUCCCACCUUCUUCUGGCUUCUCGUGGAGCUGGUAAUGGCGUGGUUGCGGUCCGGCAGUCCCAAGUGGUGUUGUCCCCGGCGGCGGCCGGAACGUAUCCUGGCGAAAGCUGCAAUUUGGACCUGAUUGCUUUCUUAGAUCUCAGUCAGGGGUCCUUCCUGCAAUUUACAGGGACUAUGUUGUGAUUUCCUCUCUUUUGAGUCCUCUUAUGAGCUAUGUACUGGCACCACUGUAUGUUUAAUGCAAGCUCUCUAGGUACUUCCGGACC